Messenger RNA from Gadus macrocephalus (Pacific cod), 2453 nucleotides. RefSeq names its product forkhead box I2 (gene foxi2). Lineage: Eukaryota; Metazoa; Chordata; Actinopteri; Gadiformes; Gadidae. Gene Ontology annotation, molecular function: RNA polymerase II cis-regulatory region sequence-specific DNA binding; DNA-binding transcription factor activity, RNA polymerase II-specific. The transcript is spliced from 2 exons. Gene Ontology annotation, biological process: regulation of transcription by RNA polymerase II; cell differentiation; anatomical structure morphogenesis. Bases 110 to 1213 code for a protein of 367 amino acids. The record is from RefSeq and is a predicted model, not a curated record.
UCAAGAACUUAUAAAACGAAAAGUACCCGGCGCGCAUCGCUCUCCUUGCUGUGCCACCUGGGCGUGACGCGGAACCCCAGGCUGAAUCAGAGAGGCUCCUUGCGGGAUAAUGAACUCCGUGGGCCCGCAGGCCCCCCACACCUCUCCGCCGGCUUCCUCCGUCCCGGGGAAGGGCCCCCAGGACGAGAUGUCGCUGUACUGUGACAGCUACUCCUCUAUGUACCACCAGCCCGGGACCCUGGGAGACUUCUCCUCCGCCCCCAACCCCAACCCCUACCUCUGGCUGAACUCACCCACCUCCUACCUGCACGGGAACAACCCCACCUUCAUCCCGCCCUCCUACGGUUCCCAGCGGCCUUUCUUGGCGGGCUCCCCGGGCUUCUCGGCUCCGGACCUGGGCUGGCUGUCCAUCGCGAGCCAGGAGGAGCUGCUGAAGCUGGUCCGACCCCCCUACUCCUACUCGGCGCUCAUUGCCAUGGCCAUCCAGAACACCCAGGAGAAGAAGCUGACCCUGAGCCAGAUCUACCAGUACGUGGCCGAGAACUUCCCCUUCUACAAGAAGAGCAAGGCGGGCUGGCAGAACUCCAUCCGGCACAACCUGUCCCUCAACGACUGCUUCAAGAAGGUCCCGCGGGACGAGGACGAUCCAGGGAAGGGGAACUACUGGACUCUGGACCCAAACUGUGAGAAGAUGUUCGACAACGGAAACUUCCGGAGGAAACGUAAACGGCGCUCCGACCCGGCAAAGGGCGAGGAGUGCCGAGCGCAGGCCUCCCUCAGGUCCUCAGACAGCCCCUCCUCCCCGGAGAUAGACGGACUCAAGAGCCCCCCCGCCCCGCUGUCUCCCCCCGCGGGGGGCGUGGCCGCCGCCUGCUUCAACCACUUCUACAGCAGCAUGGCGUCGCUGGCCCCGCCCUCCACCGCGCACCAGGGAGCCCUGGGAUUGGUCAACGAGCUGUCCAAUAGGAACAUUACGGCGCUCGGGGCCUAUCCGACGGCCGCCGGGCCGACACCCGGACACCCGCCUCACGGGCACCCUCACGGGCACGCUCACGUGCACUCUCACGGGCACCCCCAGGGGCCCGGCCAGGAGGGAGAGCUGGUGGAGGGGCCGCGGGGGGGCUACUACAACACGCUGGGCGGAGCUCAGAGCGGACACUUCUACAACAGCUUCAGCGUCAACAGCCUGAUGUACCCCCGAGAGGACCUCUAGUUACCAGCCCUGACCAACCCUAACCAGCCCUGACCAACCCUAACCAGCCCUGACUAACCCUAACCGGCCCCGACUAACCCUAACCAGCCCUGACUAACCCUAACCGGCCCCGACUAACCCUAACCGGCCCGACUAACCCUAACCGGCCCUGACUAACCCUAACCGGCCCCGACUAACCCUAACCGGCCCCGACUAACCCUAACCGGCCCUGACUAACCCUAACCGGCCCCGACUAACCCUAACCGGCCCUGACUAACCCUAACCGGCCCCGACUAACCCUAACCGGCCCGACUAACCCAAACUAGCCCUGACUAACCCAAACUAGCCCUGACUAACCAAACUAGCCCCGACUAACCCUAACCAGACCUGGCCAAACGUAAACAACAAGACUAACCCGAACCACCUCUAACCUUACACCUAAACUAUUUAUCUCUAACCCCUAAAGUGACCAUCUCUAACCUAGUACCUAAACUAACCACCCCUUACCCAAGACCUUAACUAACCAUCUCUAACCUAACCCCUAAAGUGACCAUCUCUAACCUCCCACCUAUGCUAACCAGCUCUAACCUAACCCUAGCCUCCUCGCGGCUCCAUACAGGAGGUUUGUGGUGCAUCAUGGGUAGCAGACGGACAGACGGACCCUUCUGGUUGGUUGAAGCGUGAAGAUCCCGCUCAGCUCAAGUUCCCACGCAACAAACGUCCAAAACGUAACGAUGACAUAAUGAUAACAAUGACCACAAUACUAAUACUGAUUAUCUUUUGACUUAAAUCGAAUCAUCGUUGUUGGCAAACAAUGCUUUUUCGAUGGUGAGAUCCUCAGCAUGAGGUCAAGAUGGCCGGGGGGGCAUGAAGAUUAGGGCAAGGGCUCCCCGCAAACACGCACACACACAGACACGCACGCGCACACAGACAUAGAAUAGCCUGUUUCUAUUUAUGCUGUUUCUCACAUGUUUACUGUUGUUUGAUAUAGGUUGUUUACUGGUUACUUUUGUCUGAUAGUUUGUUUGCUGUUGUCUGAUAGUAUUUGUGUGUGCGCGUGUGUGUGUGUGUGUGUGCACGUGCGUGCGUGCGUGUGUGUAUCUCAGGAUUCCAUCAGUGAGUAGGUUGUGUAAAUAUGUGUACAUGUAUUUGUAUAUUUAAAUGAUAUGUAUAUAUUAUAUAUUCAUUUAUAUAUUUUUCCUUUCUACAACAAGCAUGCAGUCAGUUUUUAUUUGAUUAUGAAUAAAUAUGUGGUCUUUCA